Molecule: messenger RNA, 1081 nt
Organism: Oryctolagus cuniculus (rabbit)
Lineage: Eukaryota; Metazoa; Chordata; Mammalia; Lagomorpha; Leporidae
Source: RefSeq, a predicted model, not a curated record
GCGCGGGCCGCGCUGUGGGCGCCCGCCCGGGCGGGCAUGCUGCGGCCGGGCAGCUGGCUGCGGGGACCUGUACCAGGCCUCGGCGUCAGGGCCGACGCUCGGCUCCAUUGCGGCGCCGGGAUGCCCAAGAAAGCGGGUGCGACGAGCAAGGGUAGAAGCCAGAGCAAGGACCGCGAGGCACCGCUUCCUCCCUCGGGUUCCGUGGCUGUUGAUCCUAAAGGUUGUGUCACCAUAGCCAUCCACGCCAAGCCCGGCGCCAAGCAGAACGCUGUAACAGAUUUGACCGCUGAAGCCGUAAUUGUGGCCAUCGCAGCGCCUCCGUCGGAGGGAGAGGCCAAUGCUGAGCUCUGUCGCUACCUCUCCAAGGUCUUAGAGCUCAGGAAGAGUGACGUGGUUCUAGACAAGGGUGGUAAGUCUCGGGAGAAGGUGGUGAAGCUCUUGGCCUCUACAACUCCAGACGAAAUCUUGGGGAAAUUAAAACAGGAAGCUGAGAAGAAGUAAAAGCGAGAAAUGAAAAAGUCAUCCGAGAGGAAUUUACUGCUAAUGAUGAACAGACUACUAGACAGGAAAAAAUGUUCAGAUGCACAGAACGUGGGGAAAUGCAUGUGUGUGUAUUAAAUGUAAAUAAGCCUCAGAAAAAAGUAGGAAGCUUGAAAGUUACUGCACACUGAAUACAGGUUCAAAACCCCCAAACGACCUGGAACACCUGACUGAUUUCACGGCAUCACCAGAUAACAGCGGGAGAAUGUUCCAGAGGACCCGGCUUUGCCCCUUGCGUCCUGUGAUGGGCUUCCGGUGCCCGCAAGUGCUCCAGGUCGCAGCGUGCAGGGUGGCACUGGCGGCCGGAUGCCCCACCCCUGGCUGAGAGCAUCACCCUGGCUGCACGCGGACGUGGAAUCUCCGUAGCAAGUCUGGAACCCUGGGGCCGCCUCAGUCCAGUUUACCAGAGACAGGAAAACCAGGCAGGCACUGCUCUGAACCUUCACAUUUCAGCACGAUACUACAUGCAAAAAUGUGUUUUCACAACAAUUUUGAGCAUCUUGUGAAAAAGAAUAAUCAAGACCUGUAGCUUCACGUUAAC